AUGGAGAGAGUGGACGAUACGGUAGUGGACGAGAGACUGUUCAAGAGGGAAUUGGGCGAGAGGGCAGUGGACGAGAGGGAAGUGGCCGAGAGGGAAGUGGGCGAGAGGGAAGUGGGCGAGAGGGAAGUGGGCGAGAGGGAAGUGGGCGAGAGGGAAGUGGGCGAGUGGGAAGUGGGCGAGAGGGAAGUGGGCGAGAGGGAAGUGGGCGAGAGGGAAGUGGGCGAGAGGGAAGUGGGCGAGAGGGAAGUGGGCAAGAGAAAAGAGCUGCUAAUGAAGUGGAGGUAUGCCGUGUGCAAGAUUUCGGGCGAGAGACUAUGUGAGAGGGUAGUGGACGAGAGGGAAGUGGGCGAGAAGGAAGUGGGCGAGAGGGAAGUGGGCGAGAGGGAAGUGGCCGAGAGGGAAGUGACCGAGAGGGAAGUGGGCGAGAGGGAAGAGCGACUCAUGCAGAGGAUGGGUGCCCUACGUGGUGAUGGUCGAGAGGAGGAGGAGGAGGAGGAGGAGGAGGAGGAGGAGGAGGAGGAGGAGGAGGAGGAGGAGGAGGAGGAGGAGGAGGAGGAGGAGGAGGACUCGUGGGACGUGAUGGAGGACGUGGGGGAGGUCUCCCCGGCGGCCCAGCUGCAAGAAGCCACGUGUAUAAAGGGUAUUUUUGAGACGUCUCAAGAAUACCCUUUAUACUCGUCGGACGUGGUGGAGGUCUCCCCGGCGGCCCAGCUGCAAGAGGAUGCGAAACCGCCCGCAUGGCAGGGUGGGGUCAACGGUAUGGGGAAGGGGAGAUGGAGGAGUGGCACGGGGGCUGGGGGAGCGGUGGUGCAGGAUGGGAGGGUCCGGGAUGGUCGAGGGAUCGAGGCGGGUGGGGGAGAAGUGGGGGAAGGUAGCAUUGGAGGGAGGGAAGGGAGGCGGGGAGGAGGUGGGGGAAUGCGUGGUGAGGAAGAGUCUGGUGGGAUUUUAGAAAAGGCAGAGGGAGCAAAAGGGGUGGAUGGCUGGGUAGGCAGAGGAGGACGUGCAAGGGGAGCGCGUCAAGCGGUGGGGCGUGGAAGAGGAGAGGUUGUGGGUGCAGCGGGGGGUGGAUUAGACACGGAGGGAGACGGAGGGGGGGCAGAGUGUGGGAGGGGAAGAGGAGGUAGAGGAGGAGACAGGGGAGGCAAGGAGGACAAGGGAGGGGGGGAGGAAGGCAGGGGGACAGGAGUGGAGGUCGGGAGGGCGAUAGGGGGUGGAGAAGGAGACUUUAUGGUGGGUGCAGUUGGAAAUGGAGAGGCGCAGGGAGAAGAGGUGGGUGGUGCGGCAAGGGACGGAUGGCUUCAUUCUGCUGCAUGUGGCCUUGCUCCAGGAGCAGUUGCAGCACGGACUCUUCGCUUGCCCACCGGCCCUCUUUGCUUGCCCACCGGCCCUCUUUGCUUGCCCACCGGCCCUCUUUGCUUGCCCACCGGCCCUCUUUGCUUGCCCACCGGCCCUCUUUGCUUGCCCACCGGCUUGCCCACCGGCCCUCUUUGCUUGCCCACCGGCCCUCUUUGCUUGCCCACCGGCCCUCUUUGCUUGCCCACCGGCCCUCUUUGCUUGCCCACCGGCCCUCUUUGCUUGCCCACCGGCCCUCUUUGCUUGCCCACCGGCCCUCUUUGCUUGCCCACCGGCCCUCUUUGCUUGCCCACCGGCCCUCUUUGCUUGCCCACCGGCCCUCUUUGCUUGCCCACCGGCCCUCUUUGCUUGCCCACCGGCCCUCUUUGCUUGCCCACCGGCCCUCUUUGCUUGCCCACCGGCCCUCUUUGCUUGCCCACCGGCCCUCUUUGCUUGCCCACCGGCCCUCUUUGCUUGCCCACCGGCCCUCUUUGCUUGCCCACCGGCCCUCUUUGCUUGCCCACCGGCCCUCUUUGCUUGCCCACCGGCCCUCUUUGCUUGCCCACCGGCCCUCUUUGCUUGCCCACCGGCCCUCUUUGCUUGCCCACCGGCCCUCUUCGCUUGCCCACCGGCCCUCUUCACUUGCCCACCACCAGCCCUCUUCACUUGCCCACCACCAGCCCUCUUCACUUGCCCACCACCAGCCCUCUUCACUUGCCCACCACCAGCCCUCUUCACUUGCCCACCACCAGCCCUCUUCACUUGCCCACCAGCUUAGUUGGAGUAUACGCGUUUCGCGUUCCAUACGCUAGCAUAUAA
Messenger RNA from Closterium sp. Naga37s-1, 2151 nucleotides. The record is from the annotation of a GenBank genome assembly. NCBI's taxonomy places the organism in Eukaryota, Viridiplantae, Streptophyta, Zygnematophyceae, Desmidiales, Closteriaceae.